AUUUGUGUAAAUUACUACUGCAACAAGUCUCCGCAUAAGCCCUAGGAACGCUUUAUAAACCCUCAGAUCCGCUUCUCCUUUCACUUCUCUGAAUCAUUCUCUGCGACUAGGGUUUCAAUUCGAGUCUCAAUAUCUGCUCAUAUCUGAAACAAAGUUCUCAAACAUUUUACCAUGGGUAAGGAGAAGGUUCACAUUAACAUUGUGGUCAUUGGCCAUGUCGACUCCGGAAAGUCGACCACCACUGGUCACUUGAUUUAUAAGCUUGGUGGUAUUGACAAGCGUGUCAUUGAAAGGUUCGAGAAGGAGGCUGCUGAGAUGAACAAGAGGUCCUUCAAGUAUGCCUGGGUGCUCGACAAACUCAAGGCUGAGCGUGAGCGUGGUAUCACCAUUGAUAUUGCCUUGUGGAAGUUUGAGACCACCAAGUACUACUGCACUGUCAUUGAUGCACCUGGACACCGUGACUUUAUCAAGAACAUGAUUACUGGUACCUCACAGGCUGACUGUGCCGUCCUCAUUAUCGAUUCCACCACUGGUGGUUUUGAAGCUGGUAUUUCUAAGGAUGGUCAGACCCGUGAGCAUGCGUUGCUUGCUUUCACUCUUGGUGUCAAGCAAAUGAUCUGUUGCUGCAACAAGAUGGAUGCCACCACACCAAAAUACUCCAAGGCUAGGUAUGAUGAAAUUGUGAAAGAAGUUUCCUCCUACCUCAAGAAGGUUGGAUACAACCCUGACAAGAUCCCAUUCGUCCCAAUUUCUGGUUUUGAGGGAGACAACAUGAUUGAGAGGUCCACCAACCUGGACUGGUACAAGGGCCCGACCCUCCUUGAGGCUCUUGACCUGAUUCAGGAGCCCAAGAGGCCCUCAGACAAGCCCCUCCGUCUCCCACUUCAGGAUGUUUACAAGAUUGGUGGUAUUGGUACUGUCCCUGUUGGUCGUGUGGAGACUGGUAUCUUGAAGCCUGGUAUGGUUGUCACCUUCGGCCCAUCUGGCCUGACCACUGAAGUUAAGUCUGUUGAGAUGCACCACGAAUCAAUGCAGGAAGCUCUUCCUGGUGACAAUGUCGGGUUCAACGUGAAGAAUGUUGCUGUCAAGGAUCUCAAGCGUGGUUAUGUUGCCUCCAACUCAAAGGAUGACCCUGCUAAGGAAGCCGCAAACUUCACCUCCCAGGUCAUCAUCAUGAACCACCCUGGCCAGAUUGGAAACGGAUACGCCCCAGUGCUUGACUGUCACACCUCUCACAUUGCUGUUAAAUUUGCGGAGCUUGUGACCAAGAUUGACAGGCGUUCCGGUAAGGAACUUGAGAAGGAGCCCAAAUUCUUGAAGAAUGGUGAUGCUGGAUUUGUUAAGAUGAUUCCCACCAAGCCCAUGGUUGUGGAGACUUUCUCAGAGUACCCACCACUUGGUCGUUUUGCUGUCCGCGACAUGCGUCAAACGGUUGCUGUUGGUGUCAUCAAGAGUGUUGAGAAGAAAGACCCAAGCGGUGCCAAGGUGACCAAGGCUGCUGCUAAGAAGGGUGCCAAGUGAACCUUGCUGGUUCCUGGGUCUGCCUUUAGUGCCAGUAAACUUUAUAUUACUAGUUUACUUCCAAAAAACAUUUUCCGUACUUCCUUAUUAGGUCCAUUUUAUUGCACGUUGUGUUGUAAUUUUCCGCCUUGUAUGCUGGGCAGCCAUUCCCAGAAUUGGGUGCUUGACAGGCGGUGGCGGAACGUCUUGCAUUAUUUUUGGUUUGUCUUUUUUGUUCUGAGAUGCUGUCUUUACCUGUCAGCUUGGAGAUAUGUGAUUUAUUUUCGCGGAUAAUUAUAAUUAAACUUUUUCAUUAUUGUCCCAA
Sesamum indicum (sesame) is the source of this 1825-nucleotide messenger RNA. RefSeq names its product elongation factor 1-alpha. The record is from RefSeq and is a predicted model, not a curated record. NCBI's taxonomy places the organism in Eukaryota, Viridiplantae, Streptophyta, Magnoliopsida, Lamiales, Pedaliaceae. Gene Ontology annotation, molecular function: translation elongation factor activity; GTP binding; GTPase activity. Gene Ontology annotation, biological process: translational elongation.